AUACGUGGCGUUGCUUCUGAUAUCCAAUUUAUCCAAAAGCAUGAAGACUGCGGUUACGCAAAUGAAUCAUGAAAGCGUUUAUUUUUUCAGUUGUUAGGACUACAUUUAGAUGCUUAGAAUUACUGCGAUGACAUGGUCUACAAAGACAUAAAAGAGGGAUGAUGCGCAUCAUUGGCUAUCUCAGAUAAUUUACCUCUAAAUGCUCAGGCAGAAACAAUUAUAGGGUAUGACUCUAUUGGUUGUGUUCGGUGAGCCGUAAGAGAUGAUGAAAAGAUAGCUAUAUUCUUUAUGCUUUUAUUGGAAGACCAGAUAUUAUUAAAGAAAUUGAGUCAGUUAAUUUUCUGUGUGGUGAACAUAAUAAAACAAAAAAUAAGUCUUUAAUUCAUUUCCAGCGACCCGAAACUAACCAAAUGUUGAGGGAAAUGUUAACUCAAAUGCUAAUCUAAUAGGCAUAGAAAGAUAUCUGAGGAGUUAAAAUGGGUAAAUUCUGUUUGAGCACUCAAAUGUGUGAUAUAUUGCGCCUUCGUUAUUGUAUACAAAUUGAUAUCUUCUAAAGUUCUUCAAAAUUUUUAUCACAAUAUUCACUCGAGUAUUUUAAAGACAACGAGAAAUUCAUAAGCGCUUAAAAUAUUACUAACUUCAUUUCACAAAAUGUUCAAGUCAUGUGAAAUACAUCAUACCGGUAUUGAUUAGAAUUAGGUAUUUAUAAUAUACAGUUGGCGACUGCUUCUCAAAGAGAAUUGGUUGAGUGUAUAAAAUAGAACGAUACAAAAGCUCAGUUAAGUCAAAAUGACAGAAAAUCUUGAAAUUGCAUGGCAUAACAGUGACAGAAUUGAUGUGACCAUAUUGAGACAAAUCAGGAAGGUUUUAGUCAACAGUAAAACUAUGUUCUAUUCUGUUAUGUGUAUGCUUUUCUUAAGAUAUUGACAAAUUGGGAGGUCUUUCUAGAGACCCUUUUCGAAAUUCCUGCCAAUGGCCCCGCUAGAUUUAAAUUCGGUAAUUUUAACUUGGCGGAGUGCUUUAUGUUUAUUUUAAAAAUAAUAUUCAGAUGUUGCAAUUUGGAGCACUCAUGGAUAUUUUUUAUUGUAUUUAGUUUUUUCUCUCAUCUAUUCCAGGACAAUUUAUGAAGUGUCGUCGUUUGAACAUAACUAUGUUUUUUCUUCACUAUAAAGUUGCGUUGCAUUGCGAUAUUCGUUCGAAUGCUUCGGCUAAACUGUACAUAACUAGUAUAAAUAUUUAUUUGUGGAAUAUGAGAGUUAUAGUUGCAAGAUAUCUAAAUAUAUUUGACCGCAUGAAUUUAAGUUUUAUUUAUGGAAUUCCAAUAGCUUAUUCUGGAUUGAUAUUUACAAAUUAUAUAGGAUGCUGAUUACGUCACUGAUGCUGAUGAAGUCAGAAUCUUUGUAUUUAUUAUCGUUUGCAUGUUUGCUAGUAUGUAUGUGAUACCUCAAUAAAAAGGAAAUUAAUCAGAAUUCAGCUUCUAUUGUUGUUUUUUUACAAGAGAAAUUUAUUACAUUUUACAUCAACUAAAUUACGUUUGUUUGAAAUUUUUUAUUCUCCUAAUUUAACAUAACGAGGAGUUUUAUCGAAUUUUAUAUUUUUAUAUAUGAGCCGAUUCUUGACUGAAGCAAUUAAACGAUUGUAUAUGCCAUCAAACUUUAUAAGCACCUCUAAUUUUACGUUUCACGACAUUACUAACCAGCAACUAUUCUUGCAUUUAAAUGAUUUCUUUCUUGUAACAUAUCAGCUGACUAAUCUUCUACCUCUAUUUGAUCACCGCAAGCAUGAAGACAUUUGCAAUUCUGGCACUGGCGGCAGGAAUUCUAGCUUGUGCAGCUGCUGUUUUAUCAAUCACAGCAACCAUUACGGUCGCCUGGCGUAGAACUAUUAUUUUAUCAUCUUCUGGAACAGAGUUAGGACUGUUCCGGGGAUGCAUCACAGUGCUUAGUGUAACAACUUGCGCGAGUCGAUCAGAAGUUCCGGACUACAUAAACGCAACAAGAGCGUUUGUAAUUCUUGGCGUUGUUGGAAUCGUCUUUGGAGUCUUUUUGUCUCUCAUUCAUGCUUUGGGUAAAAUGAAAAAGAAAGGACAUGUUGUCCUUGGAAUCGUAUUACUUUUAUCAUGUGUAUUCUUUCUGGUUGGAUGUUCCGUAUACACAGCAAAGACGAGAGAAAAUUUAUUAGUUGGCGAAGAGUUUGGUUACUCACUAUGGAUGGCAUGGGCAGCUUGCAUCAUAUCUUUCAUCGCCGCUCCAGUCGGUUUCUUAUCGAAAUAUGGAAACUACGGAUAUAUGAGUUGAACUCUAACGUACUCGAUCAAUAAAUCCAGCUUGACAUUGACGAAUCCCGCAAUAACGUAAAAAUAUUGAAAUAAACUUUAAAAAUUUUUGUCUUUCAACAUCACUUGAAUUGUGCUAUGUUGCAAGAAGUCAUGAUGGCUUAUAUGCCGGAUACCGCUUCUGAAUUCAGCCAAAUUAAGGAAAUCUAAUCCAUAUCAAAAAAUGAAUCAAAUAAUGUAUCUUUUUUGUAGUUGAAACUAUAAUGCAUACAGCUUUCAUUUUUUCAAUAUAUAUUUUCUGUUAAUUUACUCAUAUGUAUACGAUUCAAUGAUAGUAUAUUUAGUAUAUAUGUGCAAACUAAUACGGUUAUCUGCUUGGAAUAUGCACUCCGUGCGUCCUCAUGCGCGGAAUCGUGGAUAACGAUCCAUUAUGAUACUUCCAAAAAAUUUAAUUAAUAUUA
Styela clava is the source of this 2736-nucleotide messenger RNA. Its product is annotated as claudin-4-like. Lineage: Eukaryota; Metazoa; Chordata; Ascidiacea; Stolidobranchia; Styelidae. Gene Ontology annotation, cellular component: plasma membrane. The record is from RefSeq and is a predicted model, not a curated record.